Messenger RNA from Chelonus insularis, 1486 nucleotides. It is a transcript of the gene Hibch, whose product is annotated as 3-hydroxyisobutyryl-CoA hydrolase. The record is from RefSeq and is a predicted model, not a curated record. Gene Ontology annotation, biological process: L-valine catabolic process. Gene Ontology annotation, molecular function: 3-hydroxyisobutyryl-CoA hydrolase activity. Gene Ontology annotation, cellular component: mitochondrion. Bases 130 to 1317 code for a protein of 395 amino acids. Lineage: Eukaryota; Metazoa; Arthropoda; Insecta; Hymenoptera; Braconidae. The transcript has 6 exons.
UAUUAUCGUUUUCACUGACAAUUUCUCAGUAUAUGUCUGUGAGUAAUUUUCAUGCUCCGAUUUAAAGAUUUAUUAUCUGAAAUAAAAUAACUAAACUGAACUGAUUUUGGAUUUUUUUAAAUCAUCACAAUGUUUAUAAUGAUCGACAACAUAACCUUCAAGCAGUUAGCAGUGGGAUCGAAAAUAGUGAUGAAAAGUUUUUCUUUUCGAUCAUUUUCACUACUGAACCGAUUAGAAAUUAGAAAAUUAGGGAAAAAGAACUAUACCACUGCAAUGGAUGAAAAUGAUGUGAUUUUUAAAGAGGUUGGCGAUAAGGGUAUGAUUAUAUUAAACCGACCAAAACAAUUAAAUGCUUUAAAUUUAUCAAUGACCAAAAAAAUAUAUCCAGUCCUCGAACAGUGGGAGUCUUCUAAAAAAGCUGUAGUAAUAAAGGGAGCCGGAGAAAAAGCAUUCUGUGCUGGAGGUGAUGUCAAAUGUAUAACUGUUGCCUUAAAUGAACCUGGUGGUGAAAAAAAAGGUUACGAUUUUUUCAGAGCUGAGUAUACAUUAAAUCACCUUAUUGGAACAUUUAAGAAGCCUUAUGUAGCUCUCAUCAGUGGAAUCACAAUGGGCGGCGGUGUUGGAUUGUCUGUUCAUGGUAAAUAUCGUGUAGCAACAGAGAAUACAUUAUUUGCAAUGCCUGAAACAGCUAUUGGGCUUUUCCCUGAUGUUGGAGGAAGUUAUUUUCUUCCAAGACUUCGAGGAAAACUUGGAUAUUUUCUAGGUCUUACAGGACAUCGACUUAAAGGUGAAGAUGUUAAACUAGCUGGAAUAGCAACUCAUUUUGUGCCAUCAACGAAACUUGAAGCUUUGACUGAAGCAUUACUUGCUCCUGGAGAUGAGGAAGUUGGCAAGAUAAUAAACAAAUUUGAAAAUCCAAGCAGUAGAGAAUUUAGUUUAGAAAAACAUUUAAAACAAAUUGAUCACUGUUUCUCUGCCAAUACUGUUGAAGGGAUAAUUGACAAUUUAAAAAAAGACGAUAGUGAGUGGGCCAAAGAAGUUCUUACUAAUUUAGCAAAAAUGUCUCCAACUGCAUUAAAAAUAACAAAAAAAGCCCUUGACAUAGGGAAAAAUUUAAGCUUAGCUGAAUGUCUAAAAAUGGAUUAUAGACUAGCAUGUGCAGCCUGUGAUAAAAAAAGUGAUUUCUAUGAAGGUGUUCGUGCAUUAUUGGUUGAUAAAGACCAAAAUCCAAAGUGGAAUCCAAAAACACUUGAAGAAGUUACAGAUGAAUAUAUUUCUAGUAAAUUUAAACCUUCUGGUCAAGAAUUAGAGUUAUAAAUAACGAAUUUUUUAUAAAAAAAUUUAUGUAGCCAUCAAAAACUAUAAUUUAGAAACUAACAAUUUCCUUAAGUAAUUUCUGUAAAUUUUCAUAUUUAUAUCUUAUAAAACAAAUUGAUUUUACAAAAAACGUAUUUUUAUAAUUUUAUUUUACAAAAUGAUGGAUAAA